AUGGUGCUCAGGCUGUUCUUGGAGGCUGCGGAUAUUAAUCUCUACUGGAUAAUGCUAAUCUUCCCAUUUAUUCUGUUGGAUUUUGCUUCGUAUAACCCAGCUGCUUAUCUCUGGUCAUAUAAUGAUUGUUUUGGAGAUAUGAGCGUAGAAUAUCUACAUUCAACUGCGAUAGAUAGUUAUGGAAAUGAGCGUGGGAUUACAUAUCAUGUGUUAUGCAGUUUCAAAGUUAUCUGA
Molecule: messenger RNA, 234 nt
Organism: Arabis nemorensis
Lineage: Eukaryota; Viridiplantae; Streptophyta; Magnoliopsida; Brassicales; Brassicaceae
Source: the annotation of a GenBank genome assembly